This is a messenger RNA of Coregonus sp. 'balchen', 12869 nucleotides long. The record is from the annotation of a GenBank genome assembly. Lineage: Eukaryota; Metazoa; Chordata; Actinopteri; Salmoniformes; Salmonidae.
AUGAGACUGUUCAAGCAGAGUUCUCUCUGCAUCCGCUGGCUCUGGUGCCAUGGCAAUGGGGUGCCUCUGGAGAGUGGCAAUAUAGGUCAGUGAUCAUGGGGGGCUCCUCUCAUAAAACAGUCAUUUAGCUACUGUGUACACACACACACACACACACAGAGAGGCAUUCAUAUGACCCACAUUCAAGUCUGCGGAGGCGUCGCAGGUGAUGUCAUCAACUGUGAACAGAUAUGAAUACACAGAAGAACUCUCUCUCUCUGUGAAGAGCUUUAUCUCUCUCUCGCCCUUCAUGAAACAACCUCUGUUACACACACACACACGCACACACAAACACGCACACACACACAGAGGGCCAUGUCUAAUAGACGUCCCCUAAACAGAGGAAUAAGACCUUAGCCCUGUAUUCACAGACUUCUCUCUCCACACACACACUAAUGAUAGAUGCUCUCAUUCUCUGUUAGUAAUGUGUGUGUGUCAUCAUUAUACAGUUGAAGUCGGAAGUUUACAUACACCUUAGCCAAAUACAUUUAAACUCAGUUUUUCACAAUUCCUGACAUUUAAUCCUAGUAAAAAUUCCCUGUCUUAGGUCAGUUAGGAUCACCACUUUAUUUUAAGAAUGUGAAAUGUCGGAAUAAUAGUAGAGAGAAUUAUUUAUUUCAGCUUUUAUUUAUUUCACAUUCCCAGUGGGUCAGAAGUUUACAUACACUCAAUUAGUAUUUGGUAGCAUUGCCUUUAAAUUGUUUGACUUGGGUCAAACGUUUCGGGUAGCCUUCCACAAGUUUCCCACAAUAAGUUGGGUGAAUUUUGGCCCAUUCUUCCUGACAGAGCUGGUGUAACUGAGUCAGGUUUGUAGGCCUCCUUGCUCGCACACGCUUUUUCAGUUCUGCCCACACGCUUUUUCAGUUCUGCCCAGAGGACAUUUCUCCAAAAAGUACGAUCUUUGUCACCAUGUGCAGUUGCAAACCAUAGUCUGGCAUUUUUAUGGCGGUUUUGGAGCAGUGGCUUCUUCCUUGCUGAGCGGCCUUUCAGGUUAUGUCGAUAUAGGACUCGUUUUACUGUGGAUAUAGAUACUUUUGUACCUGUUUCCUCCAGCAUCUUCACAAGGUACUUUGCUGUUGUUCUGGGAUUGAUUUGCACUUUUCGCACCAAAGUACUUUCAUCUCUAGGAGACAGAACAGCGUCUCCUUCCUGAGCAGUAUGAUGGCUGCGUGGUCCCAUGGUGUUUAUACUUGCAUACUAUUGUUUGUACAGAUGAACGUGGUACCUUCAGGCAUUUGGAAAUUGCUCCCAAGGAUGAACAAGACUUGUGGAGGUCUACAAUUUUUUUUCUGAGGUCUUGGCUGAUUUCUUUUGAUUUUCCCAUGAUGUCAAGCAAAGAGGCACUGAGUUUGAAGGUAGGCCUUGAAAUAUAUUCCACAGGUACACCUCCAAUUGACUCAAAUGAUGUCAAUUAGCCUAUCAGAAGCUUCUAAAUCCAUGACAUCAUUUUCUGGAUUUUUCCAAGCUGUUUAAAGGCACAGUCAACUUAGUUUAUGUAAACUUCUGACCCACUUGCAUUGUGAUACAGUGAAUUCUGAGUUAAAUAAUCUGUCUGUAAACAAUUGUUGGAAAAAUUAUUUGUGUCAUGCAGAAAGUAGAUGUCCUAACCGACUUGCCAAAACUAUAGUUUGUUAACAAGAAAUGUGUGGAGUGGUUGAACAAUGAGUUUUAAUGACUCCAACCUAAGUGUAUGUAAACUUACGACUUCAACUGUACAUAGAGAUGUAAUGUAUGAUGGCUGGAUGAGUCACUUUGUGUCUUCAGAACUAGAGCAACCUAUAAUUAUCUCUAUCCAGUUUAUCACUGUUCCCUAACAUUCUCCACUCUCCUUUUGACAUGUCCACUCAUGAUGAGACUGCUAUGACUACACAGAAACAUUGUCACGAGACUAACCAAAAACAAAGACAAUCAACCUGGUCUCAUUCACGACACUAAGCCUAGUCCACCGAGAGUUCAGCUGUAGAGGAGUUACUGGAGCUGGUGUGUGAGUGAGUGAGUAAGGGAAUGUGUGUGUGUGUGUGUGUGUGUGUGUGUGGAGGAUUAGACAGACAUCAGAGUGUCUGGUAUUGAUUGCUUCCAGCAGAGUCGAGUAAUCUGACAGGAGGAAACAAACCUGAAACAUCAAGCCUCUCAGUAAAUGGAGGAUCGCCUCUCAUUCUGACUAAAUGAAGCUAAGAGGCAUGGAUAUUGAUUCCUAUCCAUGGAAGUACUCUGAGGAAGAGAGGGGUAGAGAGAGAGAUUUCAUUGUUGUUUUAUUUCGUUGAUGAGUUAUUAGAAAUAUCAGAGGUCAAUUUUGUUCAAAUUCAAGGAACAAAAUGAAAUCCCUGAUUUAAUUAAACUGCUAAAAAUGAUUCUGCACACAAUUAUGCUGAAUGAAUAUGUACCUAUUACAUACUGACUUGAAAUGGCUGUAGUUCAGACUUGCAGGCAGUGGUCAUGUGACCUGGCUCACACAAAGACCUCUCUGUCAGCCUGUCCGUGUCUUAUUCAUUCUCCAUGGUCAACCUUCCUCUCUCCCCCACAGUUACUCCUGUCUCCGCCUUCCUACUGUCUAACUCCCCCACCUCUCACCCCUCUACCUUUCAGCUGGUCAUCGACUGGCUUGAAUGCUACAUACAACACCCAUUUUAGAAGCUGCAGAGAACACACACAUGGGUGGACCAACCUUCUCUGCAUGGAUUUAACUGGUGAGAAGAUGUGCAUAAAAAUAUAAUCAAAAAAUCUUAUUACUCUAUUUCUAUGUAGAUGUGUGUCUUUGAUGAGCAGGUGUGUAAGUAGUGAUGGGUUAUUGUGAGGAAUGGGGGCAUUGUAAAGGUCUUUGUGUUUCGUUAAAGGAAACCCCACUGUAGCAAUUAACGGGGAAAGGCCAGAGCAGUUACCGGGCAAGCGCCAUACAUCCUCAUUUGUUUUGAGCAAAUUCAUAUUUUCCUUCGUCCUCUUGACAUUCGUGUCUGGCAAGACUCAUUUUUCAUUGUUGAUAAAUCAGAUUGUAUAUUUGCUCAUUAUAUGGUUUAUAAUACUCGUCCUCCCGAGUGGCGCAGUGGUCUAAGGUUUGAAUCCAGGCUCUGUUGUAGCCGGCCGCGACCGGGAGACCCAUGGGGCGGCGUACAAUUGGCCCAGGGUAGGGGAGGGAAUGGCCGGCAGGGAUGUAGCUCAAUUGGUAGAGCAAGGCAUUUGCAACGCCAGGGUUGUGGGUUCGAUUCCAGUAUAAAAAAAUUAAAAAAUGUAUGCACUCACUAACUGUAAGUCGCUCUGGAUAAGAGCGUCUGCUAGAUGACUAAAAUGUAAUGUAAAAAUGUUUAUUUUAUGGCAAAACAAGAAAUGAAUUUAAAUUAAUUGAGCAGCCUAAAUUGCCUUUUCAUCAACGCCAUUAUCUCUUCUGUUCUCUGUUUUUAUCAAAUGAUCUGUUGUGAGUCUUAGAAAUUAGGUUAUGCCUUGUAUAAAAUAGACCAGUUGCCUAGAUACCACUGUGUUGUGUAUUAUCUAUGUAGUUAUGUAGCCAGUCUCUUAACUUUGCCUCCAAUAAAAACUUAGUAGAAAAACCUUGUUUCAGUCAGGGAAUGGAACAGCUCAAGGUCUACUGUACCAUUAUAUUGCAGCAGAGAUGUCAGGAAACUGUUUGUCAUGUUUUAGCCAUGGUCUUUCUUGGAGCUGAGAUGUGUUUCAUUGUACUUCAUUUGAGAGACAGUGAGGUGUGUGUGUACGUGCGUGCAUGUGUGUAUCUGUAGUUUCUCUGCUUGGCUUGUAUCAGAGGCGGACACAGCUGCAACACUGGCAACCCUGACCCUCAGCUGGGAUGGCAGGGUCUUCCGUGGGGGGGGGGGGGGUAGUCUAAACCCUGUGUUUAUUCCCUCUUCAACAUGCCUCUGAACUCUUGGCACUGUACAUGUCACCUCUUAAUCCUGAAAGUGCUUCUAUGUUCUAAACCCUGUUCCCGUCCCCUGUGUAGGGUGCUUCUGUGGUCUGGGCCUGGUCUACUCCAACAAGUCGUGCACCAUGCCUCCCAUCACCUUCCAGGACCUGCCCCUCAACAUCUACAUGGUCAUCUUCGGAACAGGCAUCUUUGUCUUCAUCCUCAGCCUCAUCUUCUGCUGCUACUUCAUCAGGUGAACUUGGUACAGAGGGGGAUAUAAUAGAUCAGAAUAGAAUAGUGGGUCAGAGAGCCUGUUGGCAGCUAACAGCAGAUGGGGGUAAGAGUGGGAGUCCAGAUAUGUACACAGACAUGCUGCAGCUGCACAGAGCAGUCCACAUGCUCACCUCUGUGAUACCCUUUGAGAGAGAGAGAGAGAGAGGUGACAAGGACACCAAGGGAAUACAGGGUUGAAUACAGAGAGAGAGUGUGACCUUUUCUUCUGUUGACAAUGAACUCCCUGAUUUUUGAGCUGAGGGGACGAUUGUGUCCGAAGGACAGGAAAUAAGGUGGCAGGAAGCUGCCUGCCACAGUGUAAGGAAAUACGUCACUGGAGCAAGGGGAGCAGGGUUCAACAUAACGGUAUUGUAUUUUCUGUAUUGUUUUAUGGUGGUAGGCUAAAGUAUAUUACUGCCCAAAUUAGCUUAAUGGCUAACUCUGGUGCAGCAACACACAAUAACAAAUCAAAUCAAAUCAAAUGUUAUUGGCCACAUGAGCCGAAUACAACAGGUGCAGACAUUACAGUGAAAUGCUUACUUACAGCCCUUAACCAACAGUGCAUUUAUUUUUUAUAAAAAAGUAAAAUAAAACAAAAAAGUGUUGAGAAAAAAAGAGCAGAAGUAAAAUAAAAUAACAGUAGGGAGGCUAUAUACAGUGGGGAAAAAAAGUAUUUAGUCAGCCACCAAUUGUGCAAGUUCUCCCACUUAAAAAGAUGAGAGAGGCCUGUAAUUUUCAUCAUAGGUACACGUCAACUAUGACAGACAAAAUGAGAAGAAAAAAAUCCAGAAAAUCACAUUGUAGGAUUUUUAAUGAAUUUAUUUGCAAAUUAUGGUGGAAAAUAAGUAUUUGGUCAAUAACAAAAGUUUCUCAAUACUUUGUUAUAUACCCUUUGUUGGCAAUGACACAGGUCAAACAUUUUCUGUAAGUCUUCACAAGGUUUUCACACACUGUUGCUGGUAUUUUGGCCCAUUCCUCCAUGCAGAUCUCCUCUAGAGCAGUGAUGUUUUGGGGCUGUCGCUGGGCAACACAGACUUUCAACUCCCUCCAAAGAUUUUCUAUGGGGUUGAGAUUAGGAGACUGGCUAGGCCACUCCAGGACCUUGAAAUGCUUCUUACGAAGCCACUCCUUCAUUGCCCGGGCGGUGUGUUUGGGAUCAUUGUCAUGCUGAAAGACCCAGCCACGUUUCAUCUUCAAUGCCCUUGCUGAUGGAAGGAGGUUUUCACUCAAAAUCUCAUGAUACAUGGCCCCAUUCAUUCGUUCCUUUACACAGAUCAGUCGUCCUGGUCCCUUUGCAGAAAAACAGCCCCAAAGCAUGAUGUUUCCACCCCCAUACUUCACAGUAGGUAUGGUGUUCUUUGGAUGCAACUCAGCAUUCUUUGUCCUCCAAACACGACGAGUUGAGUUUUUACCAAAAAGUUCUAUUUUGGUUUCAUCUGACCAUAUGACAUUCUCCCAAUCCUCUUCUGGAUCAUCCAAAUGCACUCUCGCAAACUUCAGACAGGCCUGGACAUGUACUGGCUUAAGCAGGCGGACACGUCUUGCACUGCAGGAUUUGAGUCCCUGGCGGCGUAGUGUGUUACUGAUGGUAGGCUUUGUUACUUUGGUCCCAGCUCUCUGCAGGUCAUUCACUAGGUCCCCCCGUGUGGUUCUGGGAUUUUUGCUCACCGUUCUUGUGAUCAUUUUGACCCUACGGGGUGAGAUCUUGCGUGGAGCCCCAGAUCGAGGGAGAUUAUCAGUGGUCUUGUAUGUCUUCCAUUUCCUAAUAAUUGCUCCCACAGUUGAUUUCUUCAAACCAAGCUACUUACCUAUUGCAGAUUCAGUCUUCCCAGCCUUGUGCAGGUCUACAAUUUUGUUUCUGGUGUCCUUUGUCAGCUCUUUGGUCUUGGCCAUAGUGGAGUUUGGAGUGUGACUGUUUGAGGUUGUGGACAGGUGUCUUUUAUACUGAUAACAAGUUCAAACAGAUAAUAUAAUAAUAUAAUAAUAUAAAAAUAUAAUGAUGCCAUUAAUACAGGUAACGAGUGGAGGACAGAGGAGCCUCUUAAAGAAGAAGUUACAGGUCUGUGAGAGCCAGAAAUCUUCCUUGUUUGUAGGUGACCAAAUACUUAUUUUCCACCAUAAUUUGCAAAUAAAUUCAUAAAAAAUCCUACAAUGUGAUUUUCUGGAUUUUUUUUUCUUAAUUUGUCUUUCAAAGUUGACGUGUACCUAUGAUGAAAAUUACAGGCCUCUCUCAUCUUUUUAAGUGGGAGAACUUGCACAAAUAGUGGCUGACUAAAUACUUUUUUUCCCCACUGUAUACAGUGGGGUACUGGUGCAGAGUCAAUGUGUGGGGGCACCGGCUAGUUGAGGUAGUUGAAGUAAUAUGUACAUGUGGGUAGAGUUAAAGUGACUAUGCAUAAAUAAUUAACAGAGUAGUAGCAGCGUAAAAAGAUGGGGGUGGGGGGGCAGUGCAAAUAGUCCGGGUAGCCAUGAUUAGCUGUUCAGGAGUCUUAUGGCUUGGGGGUAGAAGCUGUUGAGAAGUCUUUUGGACCUAGACUUGGCACUCCAGUACCGCUUGCCGUGCGGUAGCAGAGAGAACAGUCUAUGACUAGGGUGGCUGGAGUCUUUGACAAUUUUGAGGGCCUUCCUCUGACACCGCCUGGUAUAGAGGUCCUGGAUGGCCUGUUUAAAAGUCUUACUCACAUCGGCUACGGAGAGCGUGAUCACAUAGUCAUCCAGAACAGCUGGUGCUCUCAUGCAUGCUUCAGUGCUGCUUGCCUCGAAGCGAGCAUAGAAGUGGUUUAGCUCGUCUGGAAGUCUUGUGUCACUGGGCAGCUCGCGGCUGUGCUUCCCUUUGUAGUCUGUAAUAGUUUUCAAGCCCUGCCACAUCCGACGAGCGUCAGAGCCGGUGUAGUACGAUUCAAUCUUAGUCCUGUAUUGACUCUUUGCCUGUUUGAUGGUUCAUCGGAGGGCAUAGCGGGAUUUCUUAUAAGCGUCCGGUUUAGAGUCCCGAUCCUUGAAAGCGGCAGCACUACCCUUUAGCUCAGUGCGGAUGUUUCCUGUAAUCCAUGGCUUCUGGUUGGGGUAUGUACGUACGGUCACUGUGGGGACGACAUCAUCAACGCACUUAUAGAUGAAGCCAGUGACUGAUGUGGUGUACUCCUCAAUGCUAUCUGAAGAAUCCCGGAACAUGUUCCAGUCUGUGCUAGCAAAACAGUCCUGUAGCUUAGCAUUUGCUGGUGUAAGUGCUGGGUCAGAAUAAAAGCCUUAGAGAAAGAGAGGGAGAAGGAGAGAGAACAUUCUCCACAGUGUCAUCUGACACGAAUGCUGCAUGGCAUCCAGGCUGAGGGUCCAUCGUUAUAAAAGCUGGGGUUCAUUUAACAGCAAAACCAAAUAGCUCUGACUGGAAGAAUCAAGGGAAAAUCAUAUACACUAGUUCCAUACUAAUCACAGAUAUGGUAUCUGUGGCAUGGUAUUUCAUUUCACUUUGUGUAUUUUAUUUAUGGUUGUAAAUAUACUGAACAAAAAUAUAAAUGCUACAUGCAACAAUUUCAACAAUUUUAAUGAGUUACAGAUAUCUAAGGAAAUCAGUCAAUUGAAAUAAAUCCAUUAGGCCCUAAUCUAUGUAUUUCACAUGAAUGGGCAGGAGCGCAGCCAUGGGUGGGCCUGGGAAGGCAUAGGCCCACCCACUGGCGAGCCAGGCCCACCCAAUGGGGAGCCAGGCCCAGCCAAUCAGAAUUCGUUUUUCCCCCCCAAAAGGGCUUUAUUACAGACAGAAAUACUCCUCAGUUUCAUCAGCUGUCCGGGUGGCUGGUCUCAGAUAAUCCUGCAGGUGAAGAAGCCGGAUGUGGAGGUCCUGGGCUGGUGUGGUUACACGUGGUCUGUGGUUGUCAGGCCGGUUGGACGUACUGCCAAAUUCUCUAAAACGACGUUGGAGGCGGCUUAUGGUAGAGAAAUUAACAUUCAAUUCUUUGGCAACAGCUCUGGUGAACAUUCCUGCAGUCAGCAUGCCAAUUGCAUGCUCUCUCAAAACUUGAGACAUCUGUGGCAUUGUGUUGUGUGACAAAACUGCACCUUUUAGAGUGGCCUUUUAUUAUACCCAGCACAAGGUUAACCUGUGUAAUGAUCAUGCUGUUUAAUCAGCUUCUUGAUAUGCCACACCUGUCAGGUGGAUGGAUUAUCUUGGCAAAGGAGAAAUGUUCACUAACAGGGAUGUAAACAAUUUUGUGCACAACAUUUGAGCGAAAUAAGCUUUUUGUGCGUAUGGAAAGAUUAUGGGAUCUUUUCAUUCAGCUCAUGAAACAUGGGACCAACACUUUAUAUGUUGCUUUUAUAUUUUGUUCAGUAUAGUUUGUAGAUCUAUUCAUCAGAGGAGAAAGUGAGGGAGAGAGGGUAGUCAAUAGAGAAGUGGUGAUAUUGUUAUGAAAACGGUGUUAAAAAUGUUGAGAACGUGUGAGCGAUACUGUUAAUUAACUGCCAUUUUUAAUAUGAACUCAGAAGAAUUCACAUUGGGUAUGUGAUACUCUGUAUGGCCAUGUAAAUAUUGACCUGUAGAUAUUGAAUCACAUUGUCAAAGCCAAAUUGUUUACCACACACACACACACUUUUUCCAAACAGAUCUUUAUCAUUUAGGUUAACUGUGUCUGUUAUGGUGGUUAUUUUGUGGGUCCUUGUUAUGGCUGUGUUUUUUUACACUUGUGCACGUGCCUGCAUGUACAUGUACAGCCCAGCGAAACACUAGUUGUUGUUUUGAGCAGUUUAUUGUUAUUGUUGAUUACUGCUAACAUUGUGCCAUAUAGAACAAUGUGAGGAUACUUGCGUUAUAUGCAUGGAGUUAUCCCAAAAUAAUGUAGUGAACUGGGGGAAAGGGUGCAUGAGGGGUCUUAGAUAUUUCUCAGGACCUAAUUUACCUUCAUGGCUAGAGUGUAAAGCCAUACAGUCCAACCACAGGAUGCAUGGACCAGUGUUGUCCUUAGGUGGGAUGCAAAGGCCUCAAGGCUACAUUCUGGGAUACCAAUACCAUCAUUUGAAAUGAAAACCAAUUUAAUUAAUGUUCUACUAGUGGGAUUUAACCUUUACUGCUCCAACCAAUAAAAGCACAGUGAUUGAUUUGAGUUCUGUGUCUUAAGGGGACUGGGACUGCUUGCGAAAAAGACUAUUGCUAAUUACAUACAGUCAUCCCUAAAUGGUUGGUCAUUGUGUGUUUGUUCACCCACAGUAAACUAAGACACCAAGCCCAGAGUGAGAGGUUUGGCUACAGAGAGGUUGUUUUAAAAGGAGAUCCAAAGAAGUUGAAUCUCCAUGGGGUAAGAAUACUAUAUCUAACUUAUGUUAUUGAUUGUGACUAUGUAUGAUGAAGUUUGUCUAAAUCUUAGUAGUGGGACAUAAUCAAACAUAUCUUAUGCCACCUCAACCUCUAUACCGCUCCACCUCUCUUCUCUCACCCUUUUUUUCUCUCUCGCUCUCGCUCUCGCUCUCUCACUCUAUCUUUCUCUCGCUCUCUGCCUCAAUCUAUCCUUUUUCUGUCUCCUCUUUCUUCCCAUUGUGCCACUCUCAUUCUCUUGUUCUCUCUCUUGCUUUCUAAACCUAUCCUUCCCUGUCUAUUCUCUCCUCCGCCCGUGUCCCCCUCUCUGUCACUCUCACAGCAGACGUGUGCUGUCUGCCUGGAAGACUUCAAAGUCAAAGACGAGCUGGGUGUGUUGCCAUGCCAACAUGCCUUUCACAGGAAGUGAGUACCAAAUUAGGAGGCAGGAGGUCACCACCAUUCAUUUCUACAGUCAGCACACAGAUCUUGGGGGUUUUGAAUGGAGUGAUUUCACUGACAUACCCACAGUUGUUAAAUGUUUCCAGUUCACAGAAUGACAGUACUUGCCUGACUGGAGAGGUACAGUGGGAGAAAAAAGUAUUUAGUCAGCCACCAUUUGUGCAAGUUCUCCCACUUAAAAAGAUGAGAGAGGCCUGUAAUUUUCAUCAUAGUUACACGUCAAUUAUGACAGACAAAACGAGAAAAAAAAUUCCAGAAAAUCACAUUGUAGGAUUUUUUAUGAAUUUAUUUGCAAAUUAUGGUGGAAAAUAAGUAUUUGGUCAAUAACAAAAGUUUCUCAAUACUUUGUUAUAUACCCUUUGUUGGCAAUGACACAGGUCAAAUGUUUUCUGUAAGUCUUCACAAGGUUUUCACACACUGUUGCUGGUAUUUUGGCCCAUUCCUCCAUGCAGAUCUCCUCUAGAGCAGUGAUGUUUUGGGGCUGUCGCUGGGUAACACAGACUUUCAACUCCCUCCAAAGAUUUUCUAUGGGGUUGAGAUCUGGAGACUGACUAGGCCACUCCAGGACCUUGAAAUGCUUCUUACGAAGCCACUCCUUCGUUGCCCGGGCGGUGUGUUUGGGAUCAUUGUCAUGCUGAAAGACCCAGCCACGUUUCAUCUUCAAUGCCCUUGCUGAUGAAAGGAGGUUUUCACUCAAAAUCUCACGAUCAAUGGCCCCAUUCAUUCUUUCCUUUACACGGAUCAGUCGUCCUGGUCCCUUUGCAGAAAAACAGCUCCAAAGCAUGAUGUUUCCACCCCCAUGCUUCACAGUAGGUAUGGUGUUCUUUGGAUGCAACUCAGCAUUCUUUGUCCUCCAAACACGACGAGUUGAGUUUUUACCAAAAAGUUCUAUUUUGGUUUCAUCUGACCAUAUGACAUUCUCCCAAUCCUCUUCUGGAUCAUCCAAAUGCACUCUAGCAAACUUCAGACGGGCCUGGACAUGUACUGGCUUAAGCAGGAGGACACGUCUGGCACUGCAGGAUUUGAGUCCCUGGCGGCGUAGUGUGUUACUGAUGGUAGGCUUUGUUACUUUGGUCCCAGCUCUCUGCAGGUCAUUCACUAGGUCCCCCUGUGUGGUUCUUGGAUUUUUGCUCACCGUUCUUGUGAUCAUUUUGACCCCACAGGGUGAGAUCUUGCGUGGAGCCCCAGAUCGAGGGAGAUUAUCAGUGGUCUUGUUUGUCUUCCAUUUCCUAAUAAUUGCUCCCACAGUUGAUUUCUUCAAACCAAGCUGCUUACCUAUUGCAGAUUCAGUCUUCCCAGCCUGGUGCAGGUCUACAAUUUUGUUUCUGGUGUCCUUUGACAGCUCUUUGGUCUUGGCCAUAGUGGAGUUUGGAGUGUCACUGUUUGUGUUUGUGGACAGGUGUCUUUUAUACUGAUAACAAGUUCAAACAGGUGCCAUUAAUACAGGUAACGAGUGGAGGACAGAGGAGCCUCUUAAAGAAGAAGUUACAGGUCUGUGAGAGCCAGAAAUCUUGCUUGUUUGUAGGUGACCAAAUAUAUCUCUGGUAAAGAUCGCUUUAGUGCAGGGAUGGGCAACUGGCGGCCCGCCCCUUUUGAAGGUCCCUCGGAUCAAUUUCCCUAAAAUGUGGAACUCAGUCGGAGUGUCAACUUACUGUUGCGAAUUAGAAUAGUAGAAUACACAAGGUGCAAUUUAGAAAUUUGGUUGUGCAUCAGUCGUUUUUAUCUUCUUAUGUCAGUCACUGAUAGUCAGUCAAUUAGCCCAUGUCAGCUAACAUUUUUAAGACUGCUAAGUUAGUUUAGCGGCCAGCUAUCUAAACUUGUUAUCAUGGUCGAAUUACCGGCUGGGGGGGCCCGCAUUAAUUUUGUUUGUCAGUCUCACUCAGAUAUCAUGCAAAUGAUGAUGUGGGUACGCAGAUCCGCGAGCAACUGCGGCCCCUCAUAAUGAGUUCAGAUUGUUUGUGGCCCCCACCCCCGGCAAAGUUGCCCAUCCCUGUUUUAGUGUAUCCCAUUUCAAGCCCUUUGAUGUGAAACAUUGUUUUUCUUUGACAGAUAUUCUCUAUUUUUCUGGGAUUCCCUUUGUGAUGAUCAGUUGCAACCUUUGUUGUGUAAUUAAUUACACAGAAUUUUUCAAAUGCACCCUUUGUGAUGUCAUCAAUUAGACUGAAUUUUACAGAUGCAGCCUAGUCUCAUAGACUAGACAUAACGUUUUACAUUUACAUUUUAGUCAUUUAGCAGACGCUCUUAUCCAGAGCGACUUACAGUUAGUGAGUUCACCCCGUGGGAAAAGAACACACAACCCUGUCGUUGCAAGCGGCAUGCUCUACCAACUGAGCUACAGGGGAUUACAUAACAUAGUAAAUGUACAUCCGGGGCACUCAAAUUAGUAUGAUAUGUUACGUUUGGUAUGGUUACAUAAGACAGAAGGUUACUUAAGGCAAAAAACGAAAGUAGGGUGGUUGGUCAGGGUGGAUGGGGGGGCUUAUAACGCGAACGUCUAGCAACCCAAAGUUUGCAUAUUCGAUUCUCAUUACGGACAACUUUUCAACUACUUACUACUUUUUAGCUACUUUGAAACUACUUAGCAUGUUAGCUAACCCUUCCCCUAACCCUAACCUUAACCCUAACUCCUAAACUUAACCGUAACCUUAACCCUAACCCCUAGCCUAGCUAACGUUAGCCAGCUAGCUAACGUUAGCCACCUGGCUGGAAUUCGUAACAUAACAUACGUCUAGCAAAUUCAUAACAUAUAGUACGUUUUGCAUAUUCGUAAAGAUGUAUUCUUUGUGAUGUCAACAAUUAGAAUUACUUGGAAUGUUUAACAAAUAUAAUUUCGGUGUGUUUCUCAGGUGUCUGGUGAAAUGGCUGGAGGUGCGAUGUGUGUGCCCCAUGUGUAACAAACUUAUCGCAGGACCCCCAGAACAGCGCCACAGCAUAGGAACACUACUGGACGAACUGGUGUAA